UUGUACGCUUCUUCUUCUUCUUCUUCUUCUUCUGCUCUCUGGCCUCUGCCACUUUCAUCAUCAUAUUUCUUCACACACUCACGCACUAUCAGCAAAGACAACACACUCGUACAGAACAAAUAUAAUCACAAAUUACUUUGUCUUUUUUGUUUUUCCUGGCUCGUGAUUUGGAGUGAUCAUCAUCAUCAUCAUUCAUAUGAUUAACACGAGGGAUGCAGUACUAGAAUGCAUUCCCAACAAGUUGGCCAUUAUAUGAGUUAAUUUUUGCUUAUAUGCUGGCACACUGGCAUUAAAGAUUAUAAGAUAUUUAUAAAUGGGAGGAGCUUGUUCCAGAAAACGAGACCAGCAGGUUGAUGAGGACAACAUACACAGAGGAUUUUCUGGGAGAUACUGCAAAAGUGGAAGUUCAAAAUGGCUUGGAUCCUCAUUUUCGCGAUCUUUGUCAGAUGUUAAACAGGGGAUAGGGAAAAGCCCAUCUCUCAUGGAGUUGUGUACUUACAAAAUUUGUGAAGCCAUCCAUAACUACGGUUCCUUCUCUAUGUUGCCAAGGGAUGUAAGUCAACAGAUAUUUGAUGAGUUGGUCUAUUCACAACGUUUAAAUGAUGUCAUUCUUCAAGCUUUUCGAGAUUGUGCUCUUCAGGAUUUGAAUUUGGGGGAAUACCCAGGAUUCAAUGACAGUUGGAUGGACAUGAUUGCUUCACAGGGUUCAUCUUUACUUUCUGUGGAUUUCAGUGGUUCAGAUGUUACUGAUGCUGGCUUGAGCCACCUCAAAGACUGCACAGGCCUUCAAGCGUUGAAUUUUAAUUAUUGUGAUAAGAUUUCAGACAAUGGGAUGGCACAUAUCUCUGGUCUUUCAAACAUGACGACCCUGAGUUUCAGGAGAAACAACAUGAUUACAGCUCAAGGAAUGAGUGCCUUAUCUGGUUUGGUUAACCUAGUGAAGUUGGACCUUGAAAGAUGCCCAAAGAUCCAUGGAGGUCUUGUUCAUCUUAAAGGUUUAACCAAGCUUGAGUCUCUUAAUAUCAAUUGUUGCAAUUGUAUUACAGAUACUGACAUGAAGCCUCUCCAAGGACUUGCAAAUUUGAAAGCUUUACAAAUUUCAUCCAGUAAAGUCACAGAUCAUGGUGUAAAUUUUUUGAAAGCAUUGCACAAGCUUGAAUUGCUGAACAUGGAGGGUUGCCCAGUUACUGCAGCAUGCUUAGAGUCUCUUUCAGCCCUUGGUGCCCUCUUAUAUUUAAAUUUAAGCAGAUGUAAUUUGGCUGAUGAUGGAUGUGACAAAUUUUCAAGGCUGCAGGCUCUGAAAGUACUGAAUUUAGGGUUCAAUGAGAUCUCGGAUGCUAUCUUGGUAUAUUUAAAAGGUUUAACAAAUUUGGAGAGCUUGAACCUGGAUUCUUGUAGUAUUCGUGAUGAAGGGCUGGUUAACUUGGCAGGCCUUAGUCGUUUGAAAUGUUUAGAGUUGUCUGAUACUGAAGUGGGAAGCAGUGGAUUGCGUCAUCUUUCUGGAUUAGGCAAUUUGGAGAGUUUGAACCUAUCAUUUACUGUUGUCACUGAUGGUGGGCUUAGAAAGUUAUCUGGAUUAUCAUGUCUGAGGUCACUUAAUUUGGAUGCUCGCCAAAUUACUGAUACUGGCCUUGCAGCUCUCACCAGUUUGACUGGAUUGACUCAUUUGGAUCUAUUUGGAGCUCGAAUCACUGAUUCUGGAACGAAUUAUUUAAAAUGUUUCAGAAACCUUCGUUCGCUAGAAAUUUGUGGAGGAGGAUUAACUGACGCAGGAGUGAAGAAUAUCAAAGAUCUCACUUCACUUGCGCUUCUAAAUCUUUCCCAGAACAGCCACCUGACUGAUAAAUCAUUGGAAGCAAUUUCUGGGUUGACACAACUUGUCUCUUUGAAUGUCUCGAAUUCUCGUGUAACGAGUGCUGGAUUGCAGCAUCUGAAGCCACUUAAGAAUUUGAAGUCCCUUACCUUAGAGUCCUGCAAGGUAACUGCAAAUGAUUUAAAGAAACUGCAGGCAACUCACCUCCCAAAUCUGGUGAACUUUCGGCCAGAAUAGCACCGGGCUCCCUCCUGGACAACCAGAUUUAUUGUGAAUAUCUAGAAUCUAGUCAGUGAUGGAGUGCUCCUGUGAAUGAUGAGUGAAUAAAUCUUGCAUUUGUUGAACUGUACAUAUCCUAGAUUCUGGAGUUGCUGUUAAGUUGUCUUUUGUUGGGUGUCCAGAACAUACUCUCUUAUGCUGCCAUAUGUGAAGCUUUCUUUCGCAUCGUGCAGUUAGUAUGAAAGAAUUGUAAAUAAGCUUCCUUGGCAAGGUUUGUUUUCUUGAAAUAAUCAUGUAAGCAUUUACAAUCAAGAAACUAUAAUUUAUGGAACACUUUUGUAAA
Messenger RNA from Coffea eugenioides, 2375 nucleotides. RefSeq names its product F-box/LRR-repeat protein 14. Gene Ontology annotation, molecular function: protein binding. Bases 314 to 2050 code for a protein of 578 amino acids. Gene Ontology annotation, biological process: SCF-dependent proteasomal ubiquitin-dependent protein catabolic process. The record is from RefSeq and is a predicted model, not a curated record. Gene Ontology annotation, cellular component: SCF ubiquitin ligase complex. The transcript has 16 exons. NCBI's taxonomy places the organism in Eukaryota, Viridiplantae, Streptophyta, Magnoliopsida, Gentianales, Rubiaceae.